AUAGAUGAGGAAGAGGAGGCAUACACUUACGCAGAAGUUGAAGUGAUGCUAGAAUAUCUCAGAGAAGAAGGUGUACCUAGGUUCAUGACAUGGUAUCUCACCCCUAAAUCCGAUGGGUCCAUACCUUCUCUCACCAAACUUCUCUACAGUUUAGGUCAAGAUCUUCCUGAACCCCUCCGUGAUCCCCGGUUAGAAGCUAGAUAUCUACACCAAUACACGCACAAUAUUCUUUGGCGAAUAGUUCGUGAUCGUGAACGUCUUCCACAUCUCAAUUCAGUUGAGGAUGCCUUGACUUUGAUAAGAGAUUCGAAAAACAUACUUGUACUUUCUGGCGCGGGGAUCUCCACUUCUUCCGGUAUUCCGGACUUUAGGUCAAAAGGUGGUUUAUACUCGAUUCUAAGGGAAGAGUGUCAUCCUCAACUGGAUCAACCAGAGGAUGUGUUUGAUAUUAAAGUGUUCCAAGAAAGCCCGGAGAUUUUCUACUCUGUGGCAAGAAAGAUCUUCCCAGGACAGAUCCAACCGGGACCAUGUCACAGAUGGAUCAAGAUGCUAGAAGAGAAAGGCCAGCUUCUGAGAAAUUACACACAGAACAUCGAUAACCUCGAGGGUCAAGCAGGUGUCAAACGUGUGGUCCAAUGUCACGGAUCCUUCGCCACUGCUUCUUGCUUACGCUGCCGACGUCGAGUCCCAGGCUCUGACCUGGAGCCAUACAUCUCAUCAUGCACCGUCCCCUUCUGUCCAGAUUGCCGUAAAGAGAAAGAAGAACAUUUGAAAGAGCUACGGUCUUACAAACGGGCCAAGCUCAAAGCGGCUGGAAAAGGAAAGGCGAAAGCUACCCGAUGGCAAGAUCCGGAUAGUUCUAGCUCGGAGGACGAGUGGGCCGGCGGACCUCCAGGGGUGAUGAAGCCUGAUAUCACCUUUUUCCAUGAGAGCCUCAAGUCUGAAUUUCAACAUCACCUCGCCGACGAUCGAAGCAAAGCCGACCUCGUUAUCAUAAUAGGAACUUCGCUAGAAGUCCGACCAGUCAGCGAGCUCACUUGCGAUUCAUAUAUUGACAAACCAGAUUAUCUUCCCCACUCAGUGCCUCAAAUACUGAUUAACGCUCAACCUUUGAAGUAUCACAAGCCUGAUAUCUGCUUGCUCGGUGAUGCGGAUUCAAUCGUACAAUACAUUUGUCACGCACUCGAAUGGCCUCUUCCAACUUCACAACAUACGAAUUCUCCUCGUCUUUCCCAUCUUCCUCUCAGUCUUCCUCCUGAAGAUGUCACCUUUCAAUGUCCCGUGGAUAUGUGA
Messenger RNA from Tremella mesenterica DSM 1558, 1293 nucleotides. RefSeq lists its product as uncharacterized. The record is from RefSeq and is a predicted model, not a curated record. The transcript is spliced from 9 exons. Gene Ontology annotation, molecular function: NAD+ binding. Lineage: Eukaryota; Fungi; Basidiomycota; Tremellomycetes; Tremellales; Tremellaceae. The annotation marks the transcript as partial.